Molecule: messenger RNA, 525 nt
Organism: Fraxinus pennsylvanica
Lineage: Eukaryota; Viridiplantae; Streptophyta; Magnoliopsida; Lamiales; Oleaceae
Source: the annotation of a GenBank genome assembly
AUGAUGAUGAGGCAACUCGUUGUAGCAAAGUGCCUUUCUUGGUCCACUAGGAUCAAGGUAGCUGUUGAUACUGCAAGAGGCCUUUCUUUCUUGCAUGAUGCUAAAAACAAAGUGAUAAAUCGAAAUUUGAAGUCUUCUAACAUUCUUUUGGAUGAGGAUUUUAAUGCCAAGUUGUCUGACUUCAUUCUCGCUAAAGAUGGACCACCUGAUGAUAAGACUCAUGUGUCCACUCAAGUUAUAGGUACAUAUGGCUACGCUGCACCGGCAUACAUUUCUACAGAAUUCCUAUCUGGCUGUCAGGCUUUUGAAAUAUCUACCGAUGAAGAUCAUCUCCUAGUGGAUUGGGCAAGAUCACAUUUGUCUAAGAAGAAGAAGAAAAAAGUGUAUCGAGUAGUGGACCCCAAAUUGGAAGGCCAGUACCCUCUGGAAGGAGCAGUUAUUGUUUCAAAUCUUGCUUUGCAGGGCGUAAGUGAUAAUCCCAGAAGCAGGCCGCGUAUGGCAGAGGUUUUAGCCGCAUUGGAAUGA